AUGCCCGCAUUGAGCCAAUCCCCUCCCCCCCGCCGUCGCACUACACCUCGUCGAGCCUCUGUCAGCCCGUCGCGCGACACUGGUGUGAAAGGAAUUACCCGAAAAGUCAUCAGACAUCUAGAAGGUCUCGGACAUUUGGUUGAAGGCGACGUUGACGAAGAAAUGGACGACGAAUCUGAAGUCGCUGAGUCUCUCAAAGAGGAUCGCAGAGCCGGAAAGCGUCCCGCACCCCCACAACCGAAGAAAAUAGACUGGGAAAUACCACGAAAGGUGUUCCAUUCAUCUAUUGGCUUUUUGACGGGUGGGUUGUACCUGACACCAAGCAUCUCUCCUCGAGAUGUUGCGAUUGGGCUGUGGGCGGCCCUUUCGUUCAUCGGCUCGGCUGACGUCGUUCGGCUACGCAAUGCCGACUUCGAACGACUCUACGAGAGGGUCCUUGGUUUCCUCAUGCGUGAAAGCGAGCGUCAUGGUACCAAUGGCACCGUAUGGUAUAUCCUAGGCGUUAACUUUGCGCUUACCUUCUACCCAAUCGACGUUGCCACCGUCGCUAUUCUUAUGUGCGUCAUUUCUCCUACUCACCCCCACCUCACACGACCAUUUUCACUCCUCUUUACUCCUUACUUGGCAUUAAGCCUCAAGGCAAUGUCCCUUUACUUCUUUCGUCUCACUGGUGCUCUAACAAAUCUACGUGCCCUACGUGCCCUGCUCUCAGAACUCCCUAUUUUCGUCUUUCCUGCGGCCUUUAUCUUUACUGAUGACGUUUCCAUAUUUAGUCUAUCGUGGGCCGACACCGCAGCCUCGACAAUUGGGCGGAUGUAUGGUCCGCGAACCCCACCUCUCCCAACAAGCAUGUCUCUGUCGUGGCUGCCCUCUUGGGUCUGGGUACCGCGUUUUCUGCUCGUGACUCCCCCGACGGUCCAAGCAAAUGGCCACGUCAAGGGCAACCCAAAGCCUCCGCAACUCGCCAGACGAUUGCGACUCCCUUUUGCUCCACGCAAAAGCACGGCUGGUUUUAUUGCCGCGUGCAUCACUGGCUCACUCGUGGCCCUGGUUUUCUGGGUCGGCAUUGCUGGGUGGAACAUUCGAGGUGUCGCUGAAAUGCGGGCUGUCGCUGAAGGUGCACCAGGAGUAGCCACCAACUAUCACUCGCAGUAUUCGAUUGCCGGACAGUACAUCCGAAGCGCUUCAGGUGCAUGGGUCCGUAACUGGGUACCAGAAGGUGUUAUUGGAGGUGUCGCUGGAGCAUACGACCCCACUGCCGGAGCCAAGACCACACCAGCACGCUUCGGUGUUGGCGGGUGGGCAGGACUCCUUGCCGUUACGCUUUUUGCAGGCAUUGUCAGUGGCAUUGCCGAGGCAUUGGACUUGGGCGGCCUGGACGACAACCUUACCCUUCCCAUUAUAUCCGGCGGCGCGCUUAUGGCCUUUUUCCGAGUCUGGGGAUGGAUGGUCGGCAGAUAG
This is a messenger RNA of Mycena indigotica, 1461 nucleotides long. RefSeq lists its product as uncharacterized. Gene Ontology annotation, cellular component: endoplasmic reticulum membrane. The record is from RefSeq and is a predicted model, not a curated record. Lineage: Eukaryota; Fungi; Basidiomycota; Agaricomycetes; Agaricales; Mycenaceae. The coding region runs from base 1 to 1461 and encodes 486 amino acids. Gene Ontology annotation, biological process: phosphatidic acid biosynthetic process. Gene Ontology annotation, molecular function: ATP-dependent diacylglycerol kinase activity. The transcript has 5 exons.